Molecule: messenger RNA, 252 nt
Organism: Protopolystoma xenopodis
Lineage: Eukaryota; Metazoa; Platyhelminthes; Monogenea; Polystomatidea; Polystomatidae
Source: the annotation of a GenBank genome assembly
AUGGCAAGACUCACUGACGAUGCCGACUACAUUGUCGGCGAAUUGUCUGUGAAUGUACCAAAUCCACGGUCCGACACUGGGAAAUAUGGGAACUACUAUAUCAGAGAACUUCGGGCAAGGUAUGUCCAACUAAGUUCGCCCGAGAGCUUCGCCAAGUUGCGAAAACGCGAUCACACCACUUCCAUACAUCGAAUGGAUACUGCAAUCAAAAUAGAGACCACAACAUCUGGGUCUAUAGAAAUAACAUUCUGA